AUGAUGAGAAUUUCUAUAAUUUUAUCGAUUUUCUCAAUAAUUUGUGCCAGUCCACCGAAAGGAAGCUUUUAUUGGAGUAAGUUUGAUUUCUUUGAGUUGGCUGAAAAAUCAGCUUGUGGAAUUUUUUUUUAGGAACAUAAAGAAAUGUUGGAAACGAACGAUAAAAUUAUUUACGAAAAUUUUGAAACCUCUUUUUUCGGGGGAAUUUUUUCCAUGGAAAUGUUGAAACCUUGGUCGAAUUGUUUUCAUUGAAAAAAAAUAUAUCAGAAAAAAUUAUCUUAAAAAAUUAUCUUAAAUUGUUUUUGAAACGAUGCAAAAAUUUUUAAUAAUGAAAAGUUUUGAGCCAAGUUCUACAAAUCACUUUCCAGAAUUUUCUAUUUUCAGCUGAUCGUGAGAUUUCCUGCACAUCCUACGCUGUUAAUCGAACACGCUGUGUUCUGAAUCACCCCGAUCUGGGACCUGAACAAAAUCCAGAAUGUUUCGAUGAGAUUUCUCCCACCACCGGAGAGAAAACCAAAACAUUUUGUGCUUUGGGAUGUGAAGAAUCACUGGAGGCGACUCUGGUGAAAAAAGAUCCAUCGAAUAGUCGAAAAUGUGUGCAACAUUAUACUUAUAAUUUGGAGCGCAGGAGGCAAGAUUGGUGAGAGAUUUCGAGUGCAAAGAUGAUUCUUGAAUAAAAAUAUUUUAGGUAUCUUUGGAGAAAUGGAUCUUGUCUCGAUACAACCAUCAAGUUUCAUUUGAUUUGUGGAACUCCGACUAAUCCGAAAAUAUUCUACCGACAGAAUGAAGAACUGUUUUUGUAUGAAGAUGCUACUGACUAA
Molecule: messenger RNA, 821 nt
Organism: Caenorhabditis angaria
Lineage: Eukaryota; Metazoa; Nematoda; Chromadorea; Rhabditida; Rhabditidae
Source: the annotation of a GenBank genome assembly